Amyelois transitella is the source of this 610-nucleotide messenger RNA. RefSeq lists its product as uncharacterized. The transcript is spliced from 2 exons. The coding region runs from base 122 to 370 and encodes 82 amino acids. The record is from RefSeq and is a predicted model, not a curated record. NCBI's taxonomy places the organism in Eukaryota, Metazoa, Arthropoda, Insecta, Lepidoptera, Pyralidae.
UCGGCUCUGCAACUGCAACGGCAACGCGAACAUCAAACAAAAAACAAAAACAAACUUUGUGUUUGAGAAUUUCGCUGCCUAUCUUCGCAGUUCUCAAAGAUUUUAUAAUUAAAUAAGAAAAAUGACAUCAGUAGCUCCCUCUGAUUCUGAAUCAAAUGUUAGUGGUUUCAUACGAUACAGUGACAAAGCUUUCAAACAUUUGUACACUUCAAUGUUAGAGAACAUGGAGAUUAUAAAUCAAGACAUUCUACAAAUCGAGAAGAAUAUGUCUAAUAUCAUUAAAACUUCAGGUCCCUUGGAGUCACAGAUGUCAACGUUACUGCAAACACUUCCUAAACCCAGCCUCGGCUUGCCAAUGGAGACUGAAUGAUAAAUAAAAAAAAAUAUAUUUAUAUAUAUAAGAUAUCAUAUUAACAUUUGUAGGGCUCAAUAAUUGUAUAUAUUAACAUACUCAACUUGAUUCCAGAUUGUUAACACCAUUUGAUUUAUAUUUUACAGCAGUUCAUCAAAAAAAGGAGUUCCUGAAUUAAUCCUAAAAAUUCAAUCAAAUUAUGUAUUGUGUUAUUAACUUUUAUUUCAUUACAUAUAUUAUAAGCUAAUGUUUCAUAAU